Molecule: messenger RNA, 4547 nt
Organism: Trichogramma pretiosum
Lineage: Eukaryota; Metazoa; Arthropoda; Insecta; Hymenoptera; Trichogrammatidae
Product: orexin receptor type 1-like
Exons: 7
Coding region: 1065-2519 (484 amino acids)
Biological process (GO): G protein-coupled receptor signaling pathway; feeding behavior
Cellular component (GO): membrane
Molecular function (GO): orexin receptor activity
Source: RefSeq, a predicted model, not a curated record
UUCACGUGCUUGUGGCGCGCACGAGAGGAGCGAGUCGUAGCGACGGUACGUUCUCUCUAUCGCUGAGUCGGACCGUUUCUCUUAAUUUUUCUCCGAACGCCGCGCACAAAAUAAAUAGAUUAACGAAGUGUACGAAGUCAAAGCUCGAACGAUCGCGAGCGUAAAGUAAUUAUUAUUUUUUUCAAUUACGCUGAGCAAUCGAUUCGAUUCGUAAUUUGCCACCGAUCGAGCUUUUACCGCGUGAAAAAGUUGUAAGCUGAUUUAUGUACCGAAUGCGAUCAAAGAAGAAGCCAGCAAAAGUUAUACGCAAAAAAACAAAAAUAAUCGACGUCCGAAAAUGUGCAAAAAGCUAUUGAACCAAUGGUUGUGCAGUGAAGAGUAAAAAAAAUAACAAUUUUUCCCAAUUCAGUGCGCUCUCCGCCAGUGGCUAACGUGUAAAAAAAAAUCCCGAAUAUACGCAAAUUACUCUCGAAAAAAAACCUUUGCCCCGCGAGUGCGAAAGAAUAUAUACAUACUCGCGUCGCGAGGCCUAUCAAUCCUUGUCACACGCAGAGAGCGGCGGCGAUUGUGCAGUUUGCAUUCCGCAGGCGGAGCAAUAUUAUACCAGCGCGCAACGGCGGACGUAUACAUGUAUCGGUAGAAGAAACGUAAACCGAUAUCAACAUCGAGAUUUUAGAAAAGCCGCAGCGGCGUCGAUUGCUGUGCUUCCUCGGCAACGGAAGCAGUAUAUAACACACACACAAGCAACAGGCCGCAGAAUGAGAAAAUCAAUGGGAAUAUGCCCCGGGCCAAUUAAAUACGCUCAGGGCACAUCAAACCUGGCGCAUCUGAGCACCAAUACGAGCUGCUCGUGUUGCUGCUGCUGCUGCUGCUGCUGCAUCGUAAGCAAAGAGCAAUCAUUGUAAUCCGCCACCGCAUCCACAUCAACGAGCAGCAGAGAGAGCAGCGCGGUAUAUACGAAAAAAAAAUAACGACCGAAUCAAUUAAAAAGGGAUUACGGAGAAGAUAAAAAUAAUAGAGAUAGAAUAGAGAGCCCGCACACCAUAAGAGCACAACGCACGAGGAUGAUACGCUCGUUUAUGCGGUUGAUUUUCGUGUACGGCUGCGUCGCGCUCGUGGCCCCUGCGACGACUACUACCUCGUCGAUGGACGAGGACUACUCGAACGAGACGGGGGCCGCCUCCUACGAGCUCUACAACGGCACGAACUGCGAGAACUUCCUGAGCGUCGUCAACAGCAGCGUGAAGCGAUGCGUCAAUCAGGAGGAGUUCGUCAGCGCCAUCUACGAGUACAUCUAUCCGCGGCCCUACGAGUGGCUGCUCGUCGCCAUGCACUGCCUCGUCUUCGUCGUCGGCCUCGUCGGCAAUUUCAUGGUCUGCAUGGCGAUCUAUCGCAAUCACACCAUGAGAAACGUGACGAAUUACUUCAUCGUGAAUCUGGCGGUGGCCGAUCUGCUGGUGAUCAUCGUGUGUCUGCCGCCCACCGUCGUCUGGGACGUCACGGAGACCUGGUUCUUCGGCAUGAUACCGUGCAAGAUCGUGCUGUACUUUCAGACGGUGUCCGUCACCGUGAGCGUUUUGACAUUGGCGUUCAUCUCUCUGGAUCGAUGGUACGCCAUUUGUUACCCGCUCAGAUUCAAAUCGACGACGAGCAGAGCCAAGUCUGCGAUCGUGGUCAUCUGGGUGAUAGCACUGGUGCUGGAUAUUCCCGAGUUAGUGGUAUUGCAGACGGUUUCAGUGCACGGCAACAAGACGCAUCUCAUGACACAAUGUACAUAUAAUAUGACGGACGCCCAGAUACUUGGAUUUAUUAUUUUCAAAUUCGUAGUCCUCUACGUCAUGCCCUUGGCAUUCAUUAUUUUUGCUUACUGCCAAAUCAUAAGGGUACUCUGGAGGAGCGACAUUCCUGGCCACAAUCUAUCCACUCGUAUGCUCCAUUCCAACGAGAUAACUUCGCAGGCGAACAUCGGCACACCCGCGGAGAGUCAACUGAAGUCCCGUCGAAAAGCGUCGAAAAUGCUCGUGGCCGUCGUGCUACUGUUUGCCAUCUGUUGUUUUCCAGUGCACUUGAUGGGCAUAUUGAGAUACACGAUGAAUUUUACGACCGAAGACGUCCCCAUUUGGGUGAUAAGCAGCUGCAUUUUUCACUGGCUACUGUACCUGAAUAGCGCAAUUAAUCCGGUCAUAUACAAUUUCAUGAGCGGUAAAUUUCGCCAAGAGUUCAAGCGAACGUUCUGCUGUCCGAGCGACGGUGGCGCUGGCUCGUCCCACGGCGGCGGCCGCGCGGGGGCCUAUCGAAAAGUCAAGAAUCACCACCAGCUGCUGACCAGCCGAUCGAUGCGCACCACGUGCAGCAACUUCAACAUCAGGACCAACACGCUGGUGAACUGCAACAAUAAUUUUCACCUGAGCUCCGAAGCCAUACCGCUGAGUACGGUUUGCGUAACGACGGCGGCCGCCGCGGUUAACAAUCAGCAGCAGCAAGCGAUUGUUCAGCAGAACUGCUUCAAGGAGCGAUGAUGAGUUUUUCGCGCCGCGAGUUCCGCUCGUGACAAAGGACUGAGGCUGUAAAUGUUUCGGAGGUCAAUGACAGAGUACUUUUCAAGGACCUCGCAGAAUCAAUAUUAAAUUUUGAAUUGAAAUUUAACAUUUUGGCUACGAAAAAAUGCACCCUUGAAAGCUACUUGCUCCGUUCUCUCUGGAAUAUUGUGACAAAGUGUAAUAAAUAUCGCACAAUGUAACGAAAUUAAAUGAAAAUUUUCGUAUGCAAAAUAACAGCGAAGAGGAAAUUUAUUCGCAUAUUAUUACUCGAGGACCACAGCACAGAAGCUCAAUAAUUGAUCAUUUUCAUGAGCUUAUAAAGUCUAACAAGUGAAAUCUGUGUUUAUAAUUUACGCAUAAAUCUUUGUAAAUUCCUUGUUGUGUGAAAUACACUCGAGUAAUAUGUGCUCGGGAUAAAUCAAAGUAUAACGCUCGACGCAUUUCUCUCAUUUUUGAAUAGUGUUUUAUAUAUUGUAGCAUAAGCGUGUGAGACGAAAAGUAAAGAAUUACCUUGAAAAAAACGUGCGAGUCGAGCUCUCGAAUGAAAAAUUUGUAAAAUAUACUGGAUAAGCUAAUUUCAAGUACUGUUUAAAGUAGAAAAUAAGUACGCGUUUUAUGAAUGUUUACAGUGCGUCUUCGGCGUCGAUAAUUAUCUUCUCCGAACAACGCAUGUUUAAUUAGAAGAAAAAAAUUUUUAGCAUUGAAUUAUCGGGAAACUGCUUACACCUCCCUAAACAGCAGUUAAUUUGUACAUAUUACGCAUAUACUCGAUUACGGUUCAGCAGCCUAUUAAUUUGUAAAACAACAGUGUUACGUUGAAAUUGAUUGCCAUGUUAGCUCAUCCCAUUAUUCAGUGUUGCGCACACUACUACUUAUCGAUUACCUUUAUAUCAUAUUCAUGAAAAUAAAUAAUUGCUAUGUAAUAAUGAGUGUAUCUAUUGGUAGCCGAAACAACCAAAAUAAUAUCUGUGCGAUUACGUAAAUUUUUUAAUACUGAUGCACUUUAAUUAAUGCAGAUUAUAAAACUAGUACCGAUACUACUCACAAUCAGUUAUUACUGCAACUACUAUAUGAAAACUGAAAGUUUUAUUGUGUAUAUAUAAUCGAUGUGGCUCAUCGUUUUGUAAAUGUGUAUUACUUGUUUUUAUUACCGAAUUUGAUAGAGCAUGAUUGGGGUAAUAAAAAAAUGUUCGAUUCGUAUUUUUAAUGAUUUUAUAUAUUUUUUUUAUUUACAAUAUACAUUUCGAAGUAUUAUUACAAUGUUUGUUAAUCAGUUAAUGUAAGAGUAAAUCCUAAUCAAGAUAAAGAAAUGAUUCUUCGCCCUUGAUGGACAAAAAAGUUGCGAUUCGUUAUUAUUGUUCAAAUAGUUUGAAUACAAUAAUUUAAAAAACUUUUAAAGCCUGUAGUAGUGUCUUAAUUUUAAAAGCAUGUCUGCUGCCCUUCGUUUCGUGAUCAAAUUUUUGGUACAAUAAUCAUGAGAUAUCAAAAAAUUUACUACUUUUCAACUAGCAAUAGUCAGUAGUUCAACGCUCGCGUUUGCGUAUACGAUUUUAUCAUCGUACGUAUGUAUUGUUUAAGCGGCGCGUUCAUAUACGUUAAGGCAACAUGCUAUAUUGUAUGGUGUACAAAUUUUAUUUUAGCACAUAAGUAAACGAAAUAAUACCAAAGACAUUUUUCAUUUCAAUUUUCAUGCCCAAGCGAAAAAAUAUUAUCUUUUUUUUUCAUUAAUCUGAAAUUAUAUUUUAUGAUUAUAAAGCUCAAUAUUUUUAAACGUGAAAAAAUCUUUAGUUCAUAAUUAUCAUAGUAUUUCGUGCAACAGGUGUGGAUAUGCUUUUUCUACAAAACGAGGAGCUGCUGUCCCAAUUUUUGUUAAAUAAACAUAUCCACCCAAGUUGCUUACAAACUUUUAUAGCACGAAAGCCUCAAAUAAGCGGCAAAGUUGCGAUUUUUUAGUUCAGAGUGCUAUAAAAAGUAUAAUUACAUUUAUCAUAGGAAGAUUGAGCUAAA